UUAGGUACCGUUUACACGUGCAUUUGUUUAUUAUGCAAGGCAAAUUAGUAAAUAAUGAUAUUAAGACGGAUAACUGUAACAUAAAGUGCUAGUCUAAAUAUACACGUUAAGUUGAGAGAAGUCAUUUUACGAAAACCAAACACCUUGAUCAAAUAACCUUGACUAGACGCCACAAAUCAAUGAAAUGCUGAAACUGCUGAGCCAGGUGGUCAGUCCUGCAAGAUUGCCAUGGAGGAGCUGCAUGUCCCUAGCCAUUCAGCCGGCACAGAGACGCCGCUUCGCAACAGAAGCGGCCGGAAAAUGUGCGGACCACGAAAACGCCGGGUUCACCGAAUGGCGAACCGUCUAUAGUCUGCCGAGCAUAAGGAUCGUGGCCGCCUUCAGUAGGCUGAAAGUCUACCAGGCUGUCAUCACGGCAGCCGGAACGCCCAUUGUCUUCGCCCUGGGCAGCGCCGGGCAGCUAAGCACAGACGCACUGGCCAUCUACGGGGCCGUGGGAGUCACUGGCCUGAUCACCCUCACACUCGCCAGCUACGCGGCCUCGAAUCUCGUGGGCUUCAUCUACGUGAACGAGCAACAGGAUCUGCUCAAGCUAGCCUACGUGGACUUCUGGGGACGGCGACAGGAGGCACUCGUGGACACCGACGAUCUGCUGCCCAGCUGGGAGCAGGGUAGUCCGUCCCGGCUGCAAUUUGUUUCGCCCAUCUGCCUGCGCAGCGAUCCCAAACGCCGGUACAAACUUCUUAAUCGCUUUGGCCAUGUCAGUGAUCCCCAGUUGUUUCUGGGCCUCUUUGGGGAUUGAAUUUACGAGUAGUUUUAGGCAAUUGUUAUACCGGAGACAACCAUUUGUUAGUAUCUGAAUUACAAAAUCAUGUCCAAGUCGA
This is a messenger RNA of Drosophila teissieri, 884 nucleotides long. Its product is annotated as transmembrane protein 186. The coding region runs from base 185 to 802 and encodes 205 amino acids. The record is from RefSeq and is a predicted model, not a curated record. Lineage: Eukaryota; Metazoa; Arthropoda; Insecta; Diptera; Drosophilidae. The transcript has 2 exons. Gene Ontology annotation, cellular component: mitochondrion.